This is a messenger RNA of Protobothrops mucrosquamatus (brown spotted pit viper), 440 nucleotides long. RefSeq names its product general transcription and DNA repair factor IIH helicase subunit XPB. Gene Ontology annotation, molecular function: 3'-5' DNA helicase activity. Gene Ontology annotation, cellular component: transcription factor TFIIH holo complex; nucleotide-excision repair factor 3 complex; transcription preinitiation complex. Gene Ontology annotation, biological process: transcription initiation at RNA polymerase II promoter; nucleotide-excision repair. The coding region runs from base 48 to 440 and encodes 130 amino acids. The transcript is spliced from 3 exons. Lineage: Eukaryota; Metazoa; Chordata; Lepidosauria; Squamata; Viperidae. The record is from RefSeq and is a predicted model, not a curated record.
AGGGGAGAUGCUCACGGGCGGUGCUGCGUCGCCGGAGCGCUUCAGAAAUGGGCAAGAAGGAGCGAGAUAAGAAGAAAUCGAAAAAACGCCACUAUGAGGAGGAAGAGGAAGAAGAAUAUGAUCUUACAGGCAAAGAGUCCCAAGAAGCAGUUCCAUCAGCUGCAGGGAAGCAAGUGGAAGAUUCUGGGACCAAAGUUGAUGAAUAUGGUGCAAAAGACUACAGGAACCAGAUGCCACUCAAAGCUGAUCAUUCCUCACGCCCAUUGUGGGUGGCUCCUGAUGGCCAUAUUUUCUUAGAAGCCUUUUCACCUGUGUACAAGUAUGCCCAGGAUUUUCUUGUGGCCAUUGCUGAGCCAGUUUGCCGACCUACCCAUGUCCAUGAAUAUAAACUGACUGCUUACUCCCUGUAUGCUGCUGUNGAAUCUAGUGAGAGCUACUGA